Molecule: messenger RNA, 653 nt
Organism: Rubroshorea leprosula
Lineage: Eukaryota; Viridiplantae; Streptophyta; Magnoliopsida; Malvales; Dipterocarpaceae
Source: the annotation of a GenBank genome assembly
AAAAGUUGAAGGGCAAAGCAUAGGUAUAUGCCAGAAAGUGGUGGUUGAAGACACCUUCUCGAUCCUUUGUGCAGCCAUGCGACAUAUGGAGGUAACUUAUUUCAUUGAAAUGAAUGAGGACUUCUUCUAUCUGUGUAGGGAUGCCAUUGAUGAUGCUGAGAGCAUAAACUUCGAGGUUGAUGCCAUCCGCACUCACUUGUUAAAUCUGGUGAAAGCAUACCUUGGGAAGACUGAAUUUGGCAUGGCCGGAGGCGAUAUAGCUGAGAGCUUGGAUGAGCAGAUUAAGAAGCAAGCGAAGCAUGUCGAAGAGGUGGAAAAGUCCUUGGCCAAGAUGAAGGAGCUUGUACUCAAGUUGGAAAAAGGAUUGUUGUUAGCCAAAGCAUACUUGAAAUCACUCAACCAAGAAAAGGAGCACCUGAGUUCCAAUGGUUUAGCCAAGCUUCGUCAAACCUGCAUUGAAACUGCCAAGGCUUUUAGGGAUGAGCUUGGUCCCUUCUUGUCAUGAGCGGCCAUGUGUCCCAACUUUCUCUUCGUCUUUCAUUCUGCUUUAUUUAUGGUUUGUUGUUUAUUGGCGUCAUUGCCAUGAUGUAACCCCCUUGUCAUGUUUGGUUCAGGUUGAACAUUUUUAUUUCCAACAAAGUCUGGACCUUGUU